Messenger RNA from Fomitiporia mediterranea MF3/22, 1752 nucleotides. Its product is annotated as cytochrome P450. NCBI's taxonomy places the organism in Eukaryota, Fungi, Basidiomycota, Agaricomycetes, Hymenochaetales, Hymenochaetaceae. The transcript has 7 exons. Gene Ontology annotation, molecular function: oxidoreductase activity, acting on paired donors, with incorporation or reduction of molecular oxygen; heme binding; iron ion binding. The record is from RefSeq and is a predicted model, not a curated record. The coding region runs from base 17 to 1594 and encodes 525 amino acids.
CAGCCCUACAGAUAUCAUGGGCGCACUCCUUCUCAUCGACCUCGUCCUUGGAGGACUUGGUUUGUAUAUUGUCAAGAUUCUCCUCACUCCCAAAAAGACACCUGCUCCUCUUCCCCCGGGGCCCAAGCCUAAGCCGCUGGUAGGCAACCUUCCAGACUUACCACCCCCCGGUGUUCAGGAAUGGGUGCACUGGGGAAAACACAAGGAACUAUAUGGUCCAAUUAGUUCCCUUACAAUCUUUGGUCAAACUUUGAUUAUCAUUAGCGACCAGCGUAUUGCUUUCGAUCUCAUGGAAAAGCGUUCGGCGCUUCACUCCUCUCGCCCACGGAUGGUCUUUGGUGGAGAGAUGGUGGGUUGGGAGAAUGCGCUGUCAAGCCAAACGUACUCCGACCGCUUCCGUGCAUACCGUAAGAACAUCCAUGCACUCCUGGGCACCAAACAGGCCGUUUCCCGCUUCUACCCCCACCAAGAUGUCGAGGUUAGACGCUUCCUCCUUCGUGUACUCGAAGAGCCGGAUAAGCUCCUUCACCAUAUUCGGACCGAGGCCGGAGCUAUCAUUCUGAAGAUAUCUCAUGGUUACACGAUUGAACCCCGCGACCGGGACCCGCUUGUUGACCUUGCUGAUGAGGCACUCGUGCAGUUCUCGCUCUCGGUAGUGCCCGGCGCUUGGCUUGUGGAUACACUCCCUUUCUUGAAACAUGUACCUGAUUGGUUACCGGGCACGGGAUUCAAACGCACCGCGGCACGUUGGAAAAAGACGCUUACGGAACUCGCUGAGAAGCCACAUGCAUUUGUUAAGCAGCAGAUGGCUGCCGGAGUCGCCGCUCCCUCGUACACCGCUGCACUUCUAGAGAAAGGUAACCUCAGCUCCGAGGAGGAAUUCGUUGUGAAAUGGUCUGCUGCAUCGCUUUACUCCGGUGGCGCCGAUACUACCGUAUCUUCAAUGGCAUGUUUCUUCCUUGCGAUGACCGUGUACCCCGAGGUGCAGCGCAAGGCGCAGGAGGAGAUUGAUCGUGUGAUUGGCAAUGACCGCCUUCCUACUUUUGAGGAUCGCGAAGACCUCCCGUACAUUGAUGCAAUCGUGAAAGAAGUCCUUCGCUGGCACCCUGUUGCACCAAUGGGUCUCCCCCAUUUGACGACGGAGGAUGACAUUUAUGAGGGCCAUUUCAUUCCAAAGGGCACACUACUCAUUCCCAACAUUUGGGGCUUCAUGCAUGACCCAAAAAACUACCAUGACCCAAUGACCUUCAAGCCAGAGCGAUUCCUCGGAGUUGACGGCCGCGCAGCCGAAAUGGACCCUCAUCUGCUUUGUUUCGGCUUCGGUCGUCGUAUUUGCCCUGGUCGUGAGCUUGCUGAUGCCUCAGUAUACCUCAGCAUUGCCCAGUCUCUUGCCGUAUUCAACAUUUUCAAGGUCACCGAGAACGGCAAAGAAGUGGAUCCUAUUGUCGCAUUCACUCCCGGUAUCAUCAGUCACCCUGUCGAAUACAAAACAUCCGUGAAGCCACGCAAUGCCAAGGCUGAAGCGCUUGUACGCUCUGUUGAGGAAGAGCAUCCAUUCCAACCGAGUGAUGCGAAAGCGCUAUUGAGCCUCUAAAGUCUAAAUGACAUCUCCCACCGCCCAUUGACCCUUGCUCUCGUCCAAUUUAUUACCGUGAUUUGUCAACCCAUCACAUCUCAUCUCACUUUUCCACUUUACAAACCUUUACAAUAUUUAAUAGAGUUCUUUGCUUGGACUCGUUCGUUCCUUUCUUA